AUGGAAACCAGGUUCAGCGAGGGGCUCUUUAAAAAGAACGACCACCUUAAGCAGCCUGGCCUCGCGCAAGAGGCCAACCAUAACCUGAGACCAUGGGAUCAGCCGCCGCCGCAAGCGCCUGCUGCUCCCGCCAGCUCCUCCUCCUCUGAACGGCACGCCGGGAAUCUUCUUUCUCGGUCUGCCUGGGGAGACGAUGAGCUCGGAGGAGCCUUCUGCCCAACACCAUUCCUUCCCGACCAAUUUGCCGACAUCGAACCGGACCCGUCGUGGUGGUCGGACUGCAACACCUUCUUCGUGGACACCAGCCCCGAGCUGGCCGACCUCGACUGGACGCUGGACGACGACCUGCAGCGCGCCCUUGCCGAGACCGCCGCCGCCCUCACCACCACGCUCGCCGCGCCGACGGCGCUGCCAGCCCUCGCACCCGCACCGGGGCCCAUGAUCCCCCCGGCCGACUGGUCCGGGUUCGGCGUCUUUGAUAGUAACCCGCCGACCGCGGCCAGCAGCAACAGCAGCGGCAGCACGUACCCCACGCCCGCAGUGUCGAGCGGCUUCGCCCACCACCAUCCGCAGACGGACGCGCAUCACCAUCGCCGUGGCCGUCGCGGCGUCGACCCGGAUCUGCUCCUCAAGCGCCAGCGCAACAAGGUCGCCGCGCAGCGCUACCGGCAAAAGAAGCUCGACCGCAUCGCCGAGCUCGAGGGCGAGGUCGCAGACGUCAGCCGCGAGCGCGACGACCUGCGCGUCCGGCUGGCCAAGCAGGAGGCGGAGACGGCCGCCCUGCGGGAUAUGUUGAAGUUGGUAAACCCUGGAAUGGUCAAGGACAGUUAG
This is a messenger RNA of Cordyceps fumosorosea ARSEF 2679, 831 nucleotides long. Its product is annotated as Basic-leucine zipper (bZIP) transcription factor. The coding region runs from base 1 to 831 and encodes 276 amino acids. The transcript is spliced from 2 exons. Gene Ontology annotation, molecular function: DNA-binding transcription activator activity, RNA polymerase II-specific; RNA polymerase II transcription regulatory region sequence-specific DNA binding. The record is from RefSeq and is a predicted model, not a curated record. Lineage: Eukaryota; Fungi; Ascomycota; Sordariomycetes; Hypocreales; Cordycipitaceae. Gene Ontology annotation, cellular component: nucleus. Gene Ontology annotation, biological process: regulation of transcription by RNA polymerase II.